AUGCUUCAAGCUUCUGAUUUAGAUGGAGUGAAUGAAUGCACAGAAGAAUACGAGGACUCAUUAACUAGACCACUGAAUGCAGAUGAUGGCACGCCAUUAGCUAGAACAUGGAAAGACCAAACUUCAUUCUUAUGCACUAUUCCAGUUCAACGUGAUGGAGCGGGUAUAUUCUUUGAUGGAUUAGAAACUUUCAACUCACAAGUUACAGUACAAGUGAAAGCUUAUCCAAUCAUUCAGG
This is a messenger RNA of Trichomonas vaginalis G3, 238 nucleotides long. RefSeq lists its product as uncharacterized. The transcript has a single exon. The record is from RefSeq and is a predicted model, not a curated record. NCBI's taxonomy places the organism in Eukaryota, Parabasalia, Trichomonadida, Trichomonadidae. The annotation marks the transcript as partial.